This is a messenger RNA of Exophiala spinifera, 1344 nucleotides long. RefSeq lists its product as uncharacterized. Gene Ontology annotation, biological process: transmembrane transport. Gene Ontology annotation, cellular component: fungal-type vacuole membrane. The coding region runs from base 1 to 1344 and encodes 447 amino acids. Gene Ontology annotation, molecular function: transmembrane transporter activity. The record is from RefSeq and is a predicted model, not a curated record. NCBI's taxonomy places the organism in Eukaryota, Fungi, Ascomycota, Eurotiomycetes, Chaetothyriales, Herpotrichiellaceae. The transcript has 2 exons.
AUGGCCAUAGAAGGCGUCGACACUGUCAGGCAGUAUGUCGGCAGAGACAUCGCUGAUCAAACCGCCUCUCCUGGAAGAGACAAGGUCGAGGUCGAGAUCAGUCAGCAACCUGGUCCGGCGUCUUCUUCCGAGUUCACUCCCCCCAAUGGCGGUCUCGAAGCAUGGCUGUUGGUUGUGGCUUUGUUCUUGAUUUUCGCUAAUACCUGGGGCACGACGUCAACGUUCGGUGCGUUUCAAGCAUACUAUAUCCGCGAGCUCUUGUCCACCGAGUCGACGUCUACCAUUUCAUGGAUCGGAAGCGUACAGGCUUUCCUUGUCGUCUUCGUCGGUGUCUUUGCGGGCCCGCUGUUCGACAUGGGCUUGAUCCGACCUAUGGUGUUCGGUGGGUCGUUUCUCACCGUCUUCGGCAUGUUCAUGACCAGCAUAUCACGCUCUUACUACCAGGUCUUCCUGGCCCAGGGCUUCUGUAUCGGUCUCGGCUCCGGUCUGACAUACGUCCCGACCCUCGCGAUAGUGUCCAAGUACUUCACAACCAGGCGGCCCAUUGCGAUCGGCGCAGGAGCCGUCGGCUCGAGCGUUGGGGGUGUGGUCUUCCCGAUCAUGUUUCGCAAGUUACAGCCGCAAAUCGGCUUCGGCUGGACGGUGCGGUCUCUGGCCUUUAUCAACCUGGCCUUCGCCAUCGCCGCUUGCAUCAUCCUAGGCCGGCAUGCUGGUCAGACUCGGCAAGCGCGGUCAUUGAUUGACAUUGCCGCAUUCCGGUCUACGGUGUUUGUGCAAUGGUUUCUAGCCCUGUUCCUGCUGUACUUGGCAUAUUAUGUCCCGCUGUUCUUCAUCGUGUCUUACUCUCGAUACGGAUUGGGCACGGGCGAAGACUUUGCCUUCUACAUGUUGGCAGUGGUGAAUGGCAGCUCCAUCCUUGGACGGACCGUUCCUUACCUGCUCGGGCAAAAGGUCAAACCUCUUUACACGCUCCUCUUUGCCUCUCUCCUCGGAGUCAUCCUCCUCUUCUCCUGGAUUGCUGUUCACUCCCGCGCUGCUUUUGUGGUGUGGUGUGUACUUUGGGGGUUCGUGGCCGGGGUGCUUGUCACUGCCCCAACGUCAACUGUUGCGCAUCCUCUCUUGUCCCCCUCGCUGGAUGUGGUGGGAACUCGACUUGGUAUGACCUGGUCUGCGGCGUCCAUCGGUACUGUGAUUGGUGCACCGAUAGCCGGCGUUUUGGUGGACGUAUCAACCGGGAAUUUCCUCCAUGGGCAGGUCUUUGGUGGUGCUGCCAUGGCUGCUGGUGCGGCUUUUUUGAUCUGGCCAUUGAUUUCAAUUGAACGCUAUGAUAGGAAGAAAGGCUGA